GUGUUAUUGUACAAUGCGCUAUAUUGAAUCGUUUCCGGAAGCAAAGUUUCACACGAAUUGAUCAAUUCAUUUUAUGUUACGGUGGAUUACGUGGAGCUAUAGCAUUUGGCUUAGUUGCUUCUAUGCCAAAUAAUAUUCAUGCUAAAAGUAUGUUUACAACAGCCUGUAUAGCUGUCAUCUAUUUCACCGUUUUUCUACAAGGAAUAACAAUCCGUCCUUUAGCAACAUAUCUAAACAUUGAAAGAGAUGCGGAAGAAGAUCCAACGAUGAUACAAAGUGUUUAUAUGAGG
Messenger RNA from Loa loa (African eye worm), 290 nucleotides. RefSeq lists its product as hypothetical. Lineage: Eukaryota; Metazoa; Nematoda; Chromadorea; Rhabditida; Onchocercidae. The transcript has 2 exons. The annotation marks the transcript as partial. Gene Ontology annotation, cellular component: membrane. Gene Ontology annotation, molecular function: sodium:proton antiporter activity. The record is from RefSeq and is a predicted model, not a curated record. Gene Ontology annotation, biological process: proton transmembrane transport.